Messenger RNA from Apis florea (little honeybee), 2415 nucleotides. RefSeq names its product nose resistant to fluoxetine protein 6. NCBI's taxonomy places the organism in Eukaryota, Metazoa, Arthropoda, Insecta, Hymenoptera, Apidae. Gene Ontology annotation, molecular function: acyltransferase activity, transferring groups other than amino-acyl groups. The record is from RefSeq and is a predicted model, not a curated record.
GAGCACAGGGCCAAGAUGGGCGUGUAUUACUUUUUGCUGAUCCUUGCGUCGAUCGCGCGCACGAGCCCGGUUCCUCGAAACGAGUCGAACAUCCUUCGGAUCGGGAAAUCACGGGACGCGGGGGGGGACGGGGGCUUGAACGGGACCGAUUACAAGGCAGGGGAGAGGCAGGGCCCGGUAAUUGGAUUCGGCAAAAACAAUCCGGAGCUCGAUUGGAGGAACUAUUUGAGGCUGAUGGACGGGGACGAGGGACGCGAUCUCGAUAUCGAUUUCAUGGGGGAGGAGAGGGUUGGAACGACGGCGAACAGUAUCCAAUGGCUGGCGGAUCUUUACGAUCCCCUCAAGUGGUCCAGGGUGCCUGGAAAACUCGGCAAGGAUUGCAGGAAAGAGUUGGAAUUCUUCCUCGAGUCGCUCCGUGAUGGAAAGCUGUGGGCCGCCAAGAUGUUCGACGCGAGUGGCCGUUACUCGUCGCAAUUCCAUUUUGGGAACGGGUUCUGGCUCGGCUCGAGCACCCUCUGCAAGGAGCUGAACGCCACCGAUAACAGAGUUGAUCGGGAGCUCGACGACACGCCGCCUUAUCCGUUGAAAUUUCACGUGGCUAGGAUGUACUUGACUCUGCCCAAGGAGCUCGAACUGUCUACACGACAAGUAUUUUUGGGUCUUUGUCUGCCGGCUACGUGCGACCAAGCAUCCCUGACCUCGAUGCUGAGAGCGAACGCGGAUCGCGUCGAGCGGGAAGGUAACCUAACUUAUCGAUCGUACGGGCCGAAGAUUCACAUCGUCGCAGUGAGACCAGUGCCUUCGAACAAUUACACCCUUUGGCGCGAUCCCAAGUUCUACGUCCUUUCAGGGAUCGGCGGUGCCAUGUUGCUUCUAAUGCUGUGUGCUGCCAUCUACGAGUACAGAACGAUGCCAAGCGACAAGGACGCGGAGUCGUUAAGCGUGUCGAACAACAACGAGAGGCUGAGCAAUUUCUCGAAUAAGAAUUUGAAUCAGGAUCAUCACGGGGUUGGUCCCCAAGAAAAUGGGGAGGAGUUGAUCGAGAAAGGGAAAAGCUUGCAAAAAGAUAUGCCGUCCGACCAUUCGAAAAAGAAGAGGAAGGGCUUCUGGGUAACGUGUCUCGCCGCGUUUAAUCCUGUCAGGAACGGGAGCAAGAUUAUUAGCACCGAGCCGGCCGCGAGGGAUAGCCUGACUUGUUUGCACGGUUUACGAGUGUUUUCAUUGGGAUGGGUGGUCAUGGUGCAUACCUAUCUUCAAGUUUUUUCCAUCGCUGAGAACAAAACGCUGCGCACAGUGACAGAGAGAAAUUUUAUGUUCCAAACAAUUAGCAAUGCAACCUUCUCCGUAGAUACAUUCUUCUUCAUUAGCGGAUUGCUGGUCACGAUUCUCUUCUAUCGAUCCUCGGGAAGCUUGAAAACCAGCGAGGACAAAUUUUGGAGGACCUGCUUCACCAAAUUUGUCAUCAUGAUCCUCUACAGAUUUAUCAGAUUGACACCGGCCUACCUCUUUGUCCUCGGGAUAAACGAGAUUGUGAUGAAGCACAGAGUGCCAAGGUCAGUAUUCACGCCGGCGGCCAUCGACCACUUCACGUGCGAGAAAUUCUGGUGGAGGAACGCCUUGUAUCUGAACUCGCUUUACCCUCGAAGCGAAAUGUGUAUGCUGUGGAGCUGGUACAUGGCCAACGAUACGCAGUUCUAUGUUCUUGGGAUACUUCUGUUGCUCCUCUCUGUCAGAUACUUGAAGACCGUGAUCGUGGUAGUUUUACUGCUCAUCGUGUCUUCGUGGUUCACCACCUUCUCCAUGGCUUAUUCCAACGAUUACAUCGCCAGAAUUCAAGAACCGUUCGCCCUUUUCGACGAGCUGUACGAUAAACCAUGGCUAAGAGCUGGCCCAUACUUCGUAGGGAUCAUCACCGGUUAUAUUCUGUUCAAGACGAAUUGCAAAUUGAAAUUGCCCCUGAUGGCGCGGUUGGUCGGCUGGGUAUUGUCCACGGCCAUAAUGUUCUCGGUGGUUUACGGCCUGUAUCCCGGAAAUUUAACCGUGCCAUUGAGUUCCGUGUACGCCGCCUUAGGGCACACCGCAUGGGCGAUCGGUGUAUCCUUCAUCGUGAUUCAAUGCUGCACCGGCUCCGCCACAAUGAUCGACAGCCUGUUGUCGCUCAGACUGAUAUAUCCGCUAUCGAGGCUGACUUACUGCGCCUACCUGGUGCAUCCUAUCAUCAUGUUGAUCACAGCCAGCCAGAUGGAUGGCCCGUUGCAUUUGCACAAUGACAUCGUGCUGAUUCUAUACUUUGGCAACCUGGUCGCCUCUUACUUGAUGUCGUUCUGCAUCUCAAUCGCGUUCGAGGCGCCAAUAGUGAAUCUGCUCAAAAUCGCUUUCACCUCGAAGAAGAGGAUAAGGUAGAGAGGCGCAAGA